Messenger RNA from Pantherophis guttatus, 9152 nucleotides. RefSeq names its product MON1 vesicular trafficking associated B (gene MON1B). Lineage: Eukaryota; Metazoa; Chordata; Lepidosauria; Squamata; Colubridae. Gene Ontology annotation, biological process: protein targeting to vacuole; vesicle-mediated transport. Gene Ontology annotation, cellular component: Mon1-Ccz1 complex. The record is from RefSeq and is a predicted model, not a curated record.
AGGAAGUGUUGGUCGCGGAGUGCUCGGGGAUCUGUUUCUGCGAUGGGAAGGCGAGCGGAUCCCGGGGUCUCUGUUGUUUGAGAUGUGGAGAUGGAGAACGAAGACCCUGGCUUACCUUGUAAAGGGGAGAUGGAGCUCCCUGACCAGAAAUGUGGGCUGGAUCCUAUAGACAGAAAUGGGGAUGAGUCCUGUUCUGUCUCAGAGAAGCAGGAGGAGGUACAUGCUGCCCCAAAUAAUGGACCCAUGAGUGUGGUAAUUGACAAAGUGAACGGGCAGGAGGAGCUGAGAGAGGCCCCGGAAGAACUGAGUGACAAAGAUGUGUCUGACUCAACCUCAACUGACAACACUUGGGAAGAUUCGAGUGAGUUUCACCGACAAAUGGUGAUAGGAGAUGGACCAUCAGGAGAAGAGGAGGCAGUGAUACAGUCACGCCUGGCUACAUACCGAGAUGAAGACGUGACUGCAGAGAGUUGGCGGGCACACAGGAAACAUGUCUUCAUUUUAAGUGAGGCUGGGAAACCCAUUUAUUCACGUUACGGCAAUGAAGAAGCCCUUAGUUCCACCAUGGGUGUCAUGAUGGCACUGGUGUCAUUCAUCCAAAGUGGGGAUAACUCUAUUCGCUCCAUUUAUUCUGAUGAUCACAAACUGGUUUUUGUGCAGCAGGGCCCUUUGGUACUGGUUUCAGUUUCACAUACCCUACAAUCAGAGCAGCAACUACGCCAGGAGCUUUUGUAUGUCUACGAUCAGAUCAUCAGCAUGCUUACUCAGGCCAGCAUCAAUCGGAUCUUUGAACGGAAAAAGAACUAUGACCUCCGGCGUUUGUUGACCGGCUCGGAGAAGAUCCUUGACCGUUUGCUGAACCUGGUUGAAUCAGAUCCUUGUUUCCUCCUUGGAGCUGUCCGCUGUUUACCCCUUGCUGCCUCCAUCCGGGAUUCCCUUGGCACUUUGCUCCAAAAAGCCAUCACCCCUAAUCUGGUCUUCUCUAUUUUGGUGGCUGGUAGUCAGUUGGUCACCACAGUGCAGGAGAAAACAGUCAUUGAAGAUUGCCGAUUAGAACCUACUGACUUGCACCUGUUACUCAAUCUCAUUGGGGCAACUUCUGCCUUUCAAACGGGGGAAAUUUGGACACCUAUUUGUUUGCCACGUUUCAAUCCUGAUUGUUACUUUUAUGCUUAUAUUUCUUAUUUGGAUUCAGAAUGUACUGUCUGCCUCAUCCUUCUCUCUACGGACAAGGACUCUUUCUAUUCUGUUUCGGACUGCAAGAAACGCAUUGAGGAAGGCAUGAGGACUCAGAACUAUCUGCAGGCACUCUCAAGUGGCUUAAAGAGCCCAUCCUAUAGUGUAGGACUGGUGGGAGUGCCAGAUCUUCGGCACUUUAUGUAUAAACCUCUGGAUAUACCAGAUAAUUACCGACAGCUUCCCCAGUUCACCAGUCCAGAACUGGAGGGGCCAUAUUGCAAUGAGAAUGAACGGCAUCGACUCUUUGACCUCUACCACUACCUUCACGAUCGCAUCCACAGUACCUCACGUCCUUUACGUCUCAUCUACCAUGUAGCUGAAAAGGAGACUUUAUUGGCUUGGGUUACAAGUAAAUUUGAAUUAUAUACCUGUUUCAAUCCUUUGGUGACGAAAGCUGGUGCCAUCAAUGUCUUGACCAAACUCUUACGUUGGAUAAAGAAGGAAGAAGACCGGCUCUUCAUCCGUUACCCACCCAAGUAUUCCACUACACCUAAUCCUGGGAAAGGAAGCAGGGGUCCCCGAACGGAUGGUACCGAGAAUGGCUUCUUUGGAGGAGGUCACUAGACCAAGGACUUCCAGUUGCUCUCAAAUGCAUUCUGAAUGCGUGCCACCUUACAGAUAGCCCUGGAUGAUGGAACCGUUCUGUGAUCUGGGGGAGCCCCUAGUCUUGUUUUCUAAACCAGGACAGGAUGGUGGAUAUGAGAAGGAUCGGAGUUUACCAGGCUAAGCUGGGUCACAUUGUUGGAGAUAAAUCCAGAAAGCUUUAGCCUGAUGUUUUUAAAUAUUUUUUCCACUUGUGGUCUUUAUUUCUAGGGAGAUACUGAAUCAGAUGGAGAUCCUGAGAUUGACUGGAAAUAGAUGAGGCUUUGGCUGAUAUAUCUUUGGAAGUGACAUAAUAACUGGAAGUUACAGAAUUUCAUAAGGAUUGUGCUUAAAUUACAUUGAUGCUUUUGCAGCCUAGUGGGUUUACAUUUCUUAAAACUCCUGUUAUCACUGGGUAAUUGCUUUGUUUUCUCCAUUCAGUUUCCUCUUCCUCCUUAGCAGUUUACUCGGGUGCUUUGCUUGUCUCAAAGAAUAGUACAAAUGGGGUAAUAAUAUAAAGAGAGCCACAGUGGGAGACAAAAAGUUAAUCUUAAAAAAGUUUGAAAAUACUUGCUGCUUUCUGAUACAACUGCUUGAUUGUCCACAGUUCUUCUGGAAUGCGUGUGCAAAGCCCAUCACAAUGGUGGUGAUUUAUUGGAAGGCUGGCACUUUCAGACAGUGUGUAAUUUAGAUUUUCUAUAAAGAUAGCUGAUUUGAAUAAUUUUAAUGCAACUUUGGGAGUAGGUCAAAAUGCCCAGUUCCAAAGAGUCUUUUAUCCUGGGACUAUCUAGCAGUAUUUUUGAUGAACAUACAUGUCGCAUCUUCAUGUUGUACUAUAAUUACCCUUUGAAUGAGAGGGGCUGCUUCAGCCCUUUGUUCUGAUACCACGAGAAGGUAUAUAAUGUGUGAUAUAAUGUGGUAUAUAAUAUGUGAAGGGUAUUUUGUAGUCCUUUGAGAAAUUUGAUGUCUGUAUGUAAUGGCUCAACUUGGACAAUGUAAUUGAUUAUGAUGGCAUUUUGAUUUACUUUUUAAUGUCUUCAGUUUGAACCUAACUGGAUUUAACUGUUCCUUUGCCUUUCAUAACUUUCUUCCUGUCUUCCUUCCUCUUCCUCUUCUUCUGUUUCUUCAUGUUUUAAAAUUCCUAUGUGCAAUUGGAAUACACUGCUCUCAAAAGGAUUUUUGUAUUUUUUUCCCUUUGUUGAGAUGCCACUGUUCUCUUUUCCCACCUCAUAAUUAGGAAGACACGUAACUCCAUCAUAAAUUUACUUUUAGAUUUAGUACUGACAAAUAUCACUCCAUGUCUGCCAAAUUCAGAUUUUGUCUGAAUGUAAGUGUUCUCGGAAAGUGACAUUGAAGUAACAGUAACAGAGUUGGAAGGGACCUUGGAGGUCAUCUAGUCCAACCCCCCUGCUCACACAGGAGACCUAUAGGGAUUCGAACCGCUGACCUUUCUGAUCUACAAGCUCAGCGUCUUAGCCACUAAGCCACCUAGGGAGCUGCCACAUCACUGACAAGCAGUUGUAUUAUUUCCCUUCCUCAGCAGUUGCUGCUCUGCCAUGCAAAAUAUGUUCUGUAUAAAUUAGUUGCUCUUUUACUGAGUCUUUUUGUGUUUCUAUUCAUAUUUGUUAAAAUUAAGGCUUAGGUGUGGGAAUAUAAUCCUAUCCCUGUAUCAUAUCUUAUGAUGAAGGAGGGGAGAGAGAGUAUGUGUGUGCAUAGUGAGGGAAGACUUAAUUUAACCUGCGAUUCCUGUAUAAGUGGGAUGGUAGUUUUGGACCGAGUAUAAAAUGGAUUUGACCUUCUUUGCCAACCAUGAAAGAAGUGAAGGAAUUAUGUUAUUUUGAAUCUGUUGCUAUUCAAUUCCUUUUGGUGAUGCAUGGUUGUUUUUGGCUGGCAUUUUUUUCUACCCAUAAAAGAACAGCGCUGCUUGUAUGCACUGGCUGGCUGAUGCUAAAAGUUUAUAUUUCUAGCUGAGCUGAUACAGUGAGAACUGGAGACAUCUGAUGACAUGCCAACAAAAUCCGUUUUAAAAUCAGCUCCAUCUUGGCAUGUGUCUCUUCCUUUUUCCAUCUGCCGGCACAUUUUGUAAAAAAGCUAUCUUUAAUUUGUAAAGAUUAGCUGCAUUAUUUGUUUCAGGGAUCCUUUGUGCCAAUGUUGCAAGUACCAAGGCAGUUUCUUCACAUUGUUAAAAUAGGUCUACUUUAAUUGUAUGCAGUCUAGUCAUCAGUUAAUUUAUUUAUACCUAUAUCAAAUCUGGAUAUAAGGAAAAAAGCAAUUACUGUAAAAAAAGAACAUUUUAAACAUGUAUUUCUUACCAAGGCAAACUCUUAAAAAUGGUAUUCUUCUUACUUAGAAGGGGAAGAGCUUUGACAGUUGCUGUGUUCUGUAAGUACUUGUAGGGUAAAGUCCUUGUAUUUUUGUACAAGUACUUCUAUAUGUAGUUAAAAAAGGAACUCAUUUAAUUGGGAGCACUUAUUUAAUCUAUGCAAAUGAUUUUAAUUAAUUUAUUUAAUUAACUAGCAUUGAAGAUGUGCAAAAAGUUGAUUAACAACAUUUUAAUGGGGCUACUUGUUUUUAAUGUAAUUUGAUUGGUAAUUCAUUUCUUAAAGAAACAGCUUUUUUAUCUGGAAGAAAUAUCUUAUUAGAUGUAAGAAACAUACAACUUUUUUUUCUAAAUCCAAUGUUUUAAAAUUUACCUGCAGACUGCACUCAACUGAUAACCAACGGCAUACAAAAUAUUGAAGAGAUCCUACAAGUAGAAAUUUAAAAGUUACAUCUUUUUACUCUCCUCUAAAGUUUAAAGAGAGGUAAACUGUAGCUUCUAAAUAAUAUUUUUCUCUUUAACAAUUGGGGAAGAAAAAAAAUCUGAAACACUUGACAAAAAAGAUAAUGCUAUUGUCAGGAGGCUUUCUACGUGAUUUUUUCCCCUUUAUUUUUAUUUUUUUUACUUUUUUUUCUUUGUCCCUCUAUUUUGUGCCUGUCCUGCAGUUUGUUCCUUGGUUCCUGCAGUUGAUUUUGAGCCUUUUGGGCUCAAAAACUAUUCUGUCCUAUGCAGAUUAGCUGGCAUUAGUGAGUUAUGUGUAGUCUUACAACAUAUAUUUCACUGAGAUGUUAAUUUAUUUACUUUUAAAUUAUUAUUUUAUUUAUAAACCUUUUUAGAUAAAUAAUCUUUGGAGAAGAUGUCCAGGUGGGCUAUCAACACUAAUUUGAGAAUAUUAGUUUUCAGGAUGAAUAGCAACAAAAGAAAAUUGGUCAAAAUUGUAUGGGACAAGGCUGAGGUAUAAUGCUGUUUAUCUUUUCUCCACUACUAACUUAAAGUGCUAUCUAUUGUUCUUGAGUUGUCAAAAAAAAAAAAAAAAACUAUACUAGAUGAAUAUUGUUGCUUUCUGUUGCUGAUUCUUCCUUUGCUGUGUGUAUUCGGGGUCAUUGACAAAUGAUGCUGACUAAAUUAUACAUAUAAAGGUAAAGGUUUCCCUUGUCCAGUCAUGUCCGACUCUAGGGAGUGAUGCUCAUCUAAAGCUGAGGGAGCCAGCGUUGUCCAAAGUCACUUCUGUGAUCAUGUGGCCAAAAUGACUAUAUGCAGAGGUGCAUGGAAUUCUAUUACCUUCCUACUAAAGCGGUGCCUAUUUAUCUGCUCGCAUUUGCAUGCUUUUGAACUGCUAGGAUUGCAGGAGUUGGGACAAGUAAUGGGAGCUCACCCAUUGCGUGGCACUUGGGUCUCGAACCUAGGCUGUCAUCUUUUCCAAGUGACAAGCUCAUUAACUUUAACCGCUGAGCCACUGCACCCUCAAAUUAUACUUAUAGCAUUAAUAUCUAAAAGAACAUAUUGUAUGGCACUGUGGGAGAUAGGUCUGACUAUGGGAUCCUGUCCACCUUCCUUUGAGUCCUCUUCCUAUACCCUAUUUUGACAUGACACUUUGAAUAAACUUAAAAGAAAAAUAGAUUGGACUCACAAAGGAAGUUGUGUCAUAAACAGCAGGAUUUCUCUCCCCUUCUCAUGUUUCCUUUAUGUAAAAUAAAUGCUGACUUCCAGAUUCCUUUGUGGUCUGCUUGAGAAGCAACUGGGAAGGUGAAAUUGAUCUUGUCAUUUUAGAGUUGCUCCAUUUUAGUGAUAUAUCUCUUCUUCCAGCUUGGUUUUAUUAAUACUGCUUCAUCCUUCUGCUUCUUCAGCCUUACUUUAGAGCAGUUUAAAUAUUUACAGUAUUGAGCUGUGUACCCAGCUUUUUAGAGUUGAUGGCAAAAUAGUGACAAAUGAAGAUGAUCAAGGAUUAGAAGAGAGGGAGCAUGCUGUAUCCCCUAGAAUUCACCAACAAAUGCCACUCUGGUCCCACUCACACUGAUCACCUGAUGGAUCUUUCCCUGUUGCACCUAAGCAUGAAAUAAACAUGCCAUUUUUGUGGGGUCCCCAUAGUAUUGCCUUCAUCUCAUCCUCAAUUCAUGCUGAGGAAAGUUUUACUCAUUUUUAGCUGUAGUGUUAAAGCCUAUUUUUUCCUUAAACUGACAACAUCCAAAAGCUGCUGCAAUGGGUAUAAAAUUGGUCAUUUUUUUUGCCUCCCAUUAUAUUGGAGAUGAAGUAGGUUUUGAACUCCAUUUUUAACAUUUAUUCACCACUUUUGCUGAAUCUGUUGCCUUGUCUGGAAUAGGGAGAGCACAACAUUGUUAACAUUGCUGAAUGCUGCAGUUUAGAACUACACCAAACCUGGAAUAGAUAUAUUGGAUUGCAGGGGUGGGAUGCCUUUCAGCUGUUAUUGACCCAUUGCAAUUUACACCAGUUUGGACUGUUUCUGCAUGUCUCCCUUUCUCCAAUGAGUGUGAAUGUAACUUAUUAUUAUUUUGGAUCUCUUCCAAAAGAAUUGGCUCCUUUUUGUUUUUCCCCCUUUGUCAGAAAGCCUGUCAGCAGUUAUCCUGCACCUGCAGAAUAAAUUAUGUUUCACAUUACCAGUAGAAGAAUGUUGUAUUAUAUAUAUGUAAAUUAUGUAUAAUUUUUCAUUACUGUACUUUGGAAACUGGAAGCAGACAAGGCAAUUGUAUUUAAAUCUAGACAAAAUCAAAAAGUAAUGCUUGGCAAGCUUUGUGGUGUGAAAGACUUGAGUCCACUUGAGUAACUUAAAACAAACAUGGACAAAGUUUUACUACCUAGAGCAGUGGUUCUCAACCUGUGGGUCGGGACCCCUUUGGGGGUCAAACGACCCUUUCACAGGGGUCGCCUAAGACCAUCGGAAAACACAUAUCUUCAAUGGUUUUAGGAAUAAUUUUAUGGUUGGGGGUCACCACAACAUGAGGAACUGUAUUAAAGGGUCGCAGCAUUAGGAAGGUUGAGACCCACUGACCUAGAGCUAUAUUUUUACUUUUAUCUUUUUCAGCCACUGAGGGCCACACCAUGAGUAGUGAUCUGGUUAAUCUUCCAGGAGGGGAUUGAGCCAUAAAUUUUGUUUUUUUAAAAAGUGGCCUUGGUAUUUCUUUUAUGCAAAAUAAUGUGUUUUAUGUGUCCCCUCUGCUGAAAUUGCAUUGUUAUUAAAUUGUGAUAGCACUGUGGAGUGGAGAGUGGUUGGGGGCUAGCUGCAAAAAUGGAUCUGAGGACCACCUGUGCAUCCUGACUCAAUACAUUUGGCUCAUUCUCUUCAUUUAGCUUGAGGUACUACUGAAUUUGAAUAUUUAGGGACCGGUAGUAAUUUUUACUUUUAGAAUAAACUAUGAUUUUUUUCAUAUAUAUAUAAAUUAUUCAGGUUUUUGGAAUGGUAAAGGUAGGCCACAAUAAUGUCUGUUUAUAUAGGAUUUCGGACAGUAUAGAUAUUUUCAGUGGCCAUCUGCAAGGUCAAGGAAAAUCAUGUACAGAUAUUCUUCAACUUAUGACCAUUCAUUUAAUGAUAGUUUGAAGUUAUGAUUGCUUCAGAAGAAGUGACUUAUGACCUAUCCUUGAAGUUACAACCAUUGUACUACCACCACAGUUGUGUGAUUGCAAUUCAGGCACCUGGCAACUGACUUGCAUUUACAAUGGUUGCAACAUCUUGUGGUCACAUGGACUGCAAUUAGCAACCUUCGCAGUCGGAUUCUGACAAACAGAGUUAAUUGAGGAAGCCGGAUUUGCUUAACAACCAUGUGAUUCAUUUAAUGACUGUGAUUUGCUUAAUGACCAAUUGAAGAAUAUAUAUGUAGCUCAGGAAUGAACUGUGGAGACCUUGGUGCUCUCUGAGUUUGGUUGGUUUUUUUGCAGACAUUUCAUUACCUGACUAGGUAACAUCUUCAGUGCUAGAAGGGAGCUGGGUUUGCUUUUUGUUUAUAUACGGUAGCUUGUCCACAGGGGCAAUGUUUGCAAGAAAACAACCAAGCUCAGAGAGCAUCAAGGGCUCUACAGCUUAACAACCAUAGUAAAAAAUGAUUGUAAAAUUGGAUCUAGUCAUAUGAUGACUCACUUUAUAACCACAGUGGCUUCUGACAGAAAUUCUGGUCCCAACUGUGAUUGUAUGUUGAGGAUUACCUGUAUGCUUCAUUGUCUCUUCUCUCACUCCAUGUUAUUUAUCAAAUGUUUUUCAUGGAGCUGGUGUUGACCAAUAAAACUGUAACCUUGUGCUGUGCCAGAAGCAUUUCCAUCCAAGAAACUUGUAAACUUCCUAGAGUCAAGAAUGUAAGAUGAAUUGCUAAAUUAAAUUAAAUUCAGUUCAGUUAAAAUAGUGCAUCAUGUAUUGUAAAAUUCUGUAUUCUGGAAGACUUGAUAAAGCCUAGAAUAAUUUAAGAAGCAGAAAUUCAAGUGGGCUUUAUUUACUAUGGAUAAAGCAGGUCCUACAAACCAAUUUCUUCUGAGCUGGGAGGGAUUGACUUGAUCAUUUAACAAUGUCAUCUUUCCUUUUUGGUGCUAAAUGAAGAGUAAUCCCUACUUUGUUAUUAAUUGAAACAGCUCUUUAUUUUCCAGAAAUAUGCGUUUGACUUUUAUUUUUUGAACUUGAAAAAUGUAAUUUUCUGUCAUAUCAUGUUUUCAGUGUUUUAUUUGCUUUUCUUCCACUUUUUCCCUUCUCCACAUUUUACCAGUAUUCUGUUAAGACACAGCAUUUCUUUGGUCCUCUGCAGUUGUAUAACCUGCCCUAGGAUCUUACAUUAGUUAUGUAAUAGGACUGUUACACUUGACCAUUAUUUUAUUUCCCCCUUUUUGCUGCUUUUGUACAUUAUAGAAAACUUGAUGGAGUGUUGUAAGCAAAUUAGCCCCAUCAGAGUAUUUCUCUUUGGCAGAAUCUCUGAGGUCUUGAAGGAAGAACUGAGCUCUUGUAAAUAAAAUAAUAAAACUAUGUCAACAGCUGCACUUGAAGGAGCCUAAUAAAAUAUUGUAGACUUAAAGUGUG